CUUGACAAUGACGCCAAUGGCGGCAAUAUGAGACCCUUACCGCCGGGUCAAGAUGGAGUCGACUACUGUAAAAUCCGCAGAGACCGAAACCACCACCACCAUCACCACCACCAUCAUCACAACAAUCACCACGGCGUUGGCGGCGGCAGCGGUGGCGGCACGUUGCGCCGGUCGUCGGCAUCGUUGUUGGAACCACCGUCUCCCGCCGAACGGUACCACGGCACCAUCGAGGGUCAUUACCGUUUGCAUGACCUGGCGCUCGAUCGGUACGUCCCGCCACCGUCCCCCGAACGGUACUCAUCGGGCGCAUCGUCGGCCGGCCGGUCGUACCAACAACAACACCAUCACCAGCAGCAGCUGCCGGACGAUAGGUACUCGUCAUCGUCGUCGUCGUCGUGCCAUGGCGCCGUCGUCGGAACAGGAAGUGGUAGUGGUGGCGGCGGCGGCGGCGGCCGCAACCACUAUCUUCCGGUAUCGCAGAGUACGUCUGAAAGCUUCAUGUCACCGCCGUCGCCGGUGGCCGAACGGUUCGACUAUGCCGCGCGUCACCACGAUAGUUACGCCACCUCAGCCAAACGUAACGAAUCCGCUUAUUCCAGGUACCACAUACCGGCCGAGAGGUUUGUUCCCAUUGUUUCUCCUGACGAUGGUUACGACGGCCACUACGACCGGUGUGACGACGCGGCAUAUAGCUCCCGGAAAGAGGCAGCCGCACUGUACUCGAGGGCGUCGGCGAUCGUGGAUGCGAUGCCUUCUUCGGCUGCCGCGCUGUCCAGGGCGUACGCGACAGCCACCCUGAGACCGUCGAACCGCUGCUGUACUGGCCCGCUGUACAGCAGCAGUGGCAGUGGCGGCGGCGGCGGCGGCGGCGGGUGUGGUUACCAGUACGGCACCGUCAGUCGAUCGCGGUCUCCCAGGGAUCUAUCGCCUUCCGGAUUGGUCAGGCAGCAAGCCACCCACUUGUCUUCCACAGGGUCACCGGCAAAAGGUCCCACGAACAACAACAACAACGGUGCAGGCAACAACAUCAUCAACAACAACAACAGCGCGUGCCUGGUACAGUAUGACGCGCACUCGGCCACGCUGCCCCGGUGUAGUAGCGCCAACGUUGUUUGUGCCGGACAAAACAGUUACGACGAACCGGCGGCCGCYAAUUACGGUGGCRCGCACGCGGCCACGCGCCGCAUAUCGUCGUCAUGCAUCAGGGAGAGUUCGGCGCUGGCGUGCUGUUCGACGGCCGCUUAUUCCGGUCACGCCGCACUGUCCGGCGUCAAGAGCUCGGCGGUCGCGACGUCAACGGCUGCGACGACGGCCACGUCCAGCUCGUCGGCCGUCGCCGCAGCAGUAGCAUCAGCAGCGGCGGCAACUUCCACACCAUCCACCGCAACCCAAGCUUCCGGCAGCGGAAGUGGCGGUGGCAACAACAACAAUAACAACGCACACUGCCCUCCGGCUCAACCUAACAACGCUUCUUGGAAACCUGGGUUUGCCAAAGGGUUGACUAUUCAAGGUCAAACAAACUCAAGAUCUCCACCACUCUCCAUAACUUCAAGCCCUGGAUCCAUUCAAUCAUCUAGCAGUUCAAGCAGUGGUGUCCAUUCAGCUCCACCAAACAUGGAAUCCGCGGCUGAMCACAAAUAUGACCCUCCAUUUAGGUCUAUGUCGGCUCCUGCACCCAGUAAUUCGCAACCGUCAUCUUCAUCCACUGAAGUGACUACUGAUAAUUCUGAGGAAACUGCUAGUACAUGUACUGUACCUGCCAACAGCAGUGGUUCAGACCAGCCAAAUAGUCCUCCAUCAGAAACUGUUUAUCAACCAAAGAACAUACACCAUCAAACGUCUUUACCAAUUUUAUCUUCAAAUAUAAUGCAUAAUAAACAUCGAACAUUUCACAGAUCUACAUCUAAGACAGAAGCUGUAAAAAACUUCAUUAAAAGAGAAACAGCUAUGUUUUUUGGACUUGAUGAAGAAUUUGAGGAAACUGAAAAACUUAAAUGGCUAGAUAGAAGAAAACGUCUAGCUACUAGAAAAUAUGGAGAGUUGAAAAAUGAAUACAUUAAUUCUGUAAAUGAAAUUCCCACAACUCAAAUUGCACAGCCUGAUGUAUUACAGUCUAGUCGAGAUAUUGAUGAACGAGAUAGUGCCACCCGUGUUCAACCUUUAGGAAGGAAACCAUCUGUCGCUAAAUUAACAUUAAGCGGAUUAUCUUUUGUUGUUUCGAAAACACUAAGUCGUAAAAAAAAAAUAAUAGCAACACCUAAUGAAUGGUCUCGAAGUUAUCCCUCGUCUGUCACAUCUGAUGCUCCAACAAUCUCAUCUCAAAUGACUGAUGAUGUGUUUUUUGAUCGACUCUCCUCGGAUAGCGGCGACCAAGGAAUAGAACAAGAAGUCGUGGAUUCUGGUCGAAAUUAUGAAAGUUCAAUUAGACAACAUUAUAAAAAACCACAUCAAAAUUUUAGAAGGUAUUCUAGCUGGCAAAGAAAUCCAUCUAGAAGAGUUGAAGAUGAUCAUAUGCCAAACAUUGGUAUGGGUAGAAUUUGGGGCAGAGUAUUGGAUAGAGCAUUUGAUAACUCUGAUAGAAGGCAAUAUGGAAUGGGUUUUAUUGGAAGAGUAUGCAGACGUUCUUUAAACAAAACAGUUGUAAACAGAAAGGAUGUAAAGCAACAACUUGAUGAUUUAGAAGAUCACAGGCCAUUUUUUACUUAUUGGGUUACAGUAGUUCAAAUUUUAGUGCUAUUUUUAUCAAUAUUUUCCUAUGGUCUUGGACCUUUUGGUAUUGAUCUCAGUCACCAAUCUGGCGCUGUCAUGGUCACUAGCUUAUCUGUACAAAUCAUUGAAUACAUAGAACCUUCUAAUUUUUGGAUAGGACCACGAGCGGCGGAUUUAAUACAUUUGGGCGCUAAGUUUGCCCCUUGCAUGCGAAAAGAUAAAAAUAUAAUGAAAGAAAUUGAAAAAUGGCGGGAAAAAGAGAGAGAAACUGCUUGUUGUAUCAGAAAUGAUGACUCUGGGUGUAUUCAAGCGUCAAAAGAACAGUGCACAUUUUUAAUACCAUCUCACAAACGUCUCACGGAUUGGGGUGGUGGAAGUGGUGGAGGUGGAGGAGAUGGAGAUAAACCCCCUUCGACAUCAAUUUCUAAGUGGAAAAAAUGGUCAGAAGUGGAAUCAGGACCGGGAGGAAGAAUAUCUGGUUCUGUUUGUGGCUUGGAUCCAAAGUAUUGUGAAGCUCCUGCAUCUAUAGCUCCAUUUGAAUGGCCUGACGAUAUAACAAAAUGGCCAAUUUGCCGUAAGAUGAGCGGUAGAGGUAGUGCACGACGUAGCAAUUGGGGUAGUCCAUUGAUUCAAAAACUGACAUCUGCUGAACACAUGAUUUGCGAAGUGAUAGGGCACCCAUGCUGUAUAGGAAUACAUGGCACUUGUCGAAUAACUACAAGAGAAUAUUGUGAUUUUGUACAUGGUUAUUUCCAUGAUGAUGCAUCAUUAUGCUCUCAAGUUUCGUGCCUAAAUGAUGUGUGUGGUCUCAUACCUUUCUUUUCUCCUGAAAUUCCUGAUCAAUUUUACAGAUUGUGGAUAUCACUUUUUAUACAUGCAGGUAUUCUUCAUUUAGCAACCACAAUCGUGAUACAGUAUUUUUUGAUGAGAGAUUUAGAAAAAUUGACUGGAUCUUUAAGAAUAGCUUUAAUCUAUUUGGGUUCUGGAGUGGCAGGUAAUCUCGGCAGUGCAAUAUUUGUGCCUUAUAGAGCUGAUGUGGGCCCAGCCGGUUCCCAAUUUGGCCUUUUGGCGUGCCUUAUAGUUGAAGUAUUGAAUUGUUGGCCUAUGUUAAAGAGGCCCGAGCAGGCGCUUUCAAAACUAUUAGCUAUCACAUUCCUGCUGUUUCUGCUCGGGCUACUGCCUUGGGUGGACAACUUUGCACAUCUGUUUGGUUUCAUUUUUGGAUUCUUAUUGUCUUAUGCAUUGUUGCCAUUUGUUUCAUUUGGACCAUAUGACCGUCAGAAGAAAAUCUUCCUGAUCUGGGUGUGCCUGUUAUCUGCGUUGUUCCUGUUCUUGUUGUUGUUGUUACUGUUCUACCUGAUACCAAUGUAUGAUUGUGAAAUGUGUAGCUAUUUCAAUUGUAUACCCAUAACUAAAGACUUUUGCGCCAAUCAGAAUAUUAAUUUUAAAAAAGAUGAUUAUACGGUAUGACAAAUGUGGUGGCGACGGUGCAAGACCGCGCAUACGUUAGUGACGACAUUUGCGAAUUGUUUUGUGACUUUAGCCACCUCCUGUAAAAUGCUUGAGGUACUCGUUGAUAUUUAUGCUCUCUUUUCAGUGGUAAAAAGGAAGAAUAAUAAACAUAAUAAAAUUAUUAUAGUUUUUAAGAAAUUUACUUACUCAGUUUCAUGUUAUUGUGCAAAGAGAUCAUUAAAAAAAAUCAAAUUGUAUUGUUUCUAAUAAGUUAUAUUAUUUACAUUAAUAAUGUAUGUUACAUAUUA
Messenger RNA from Diuraphis noxia (Russian wheat aphid), 4469 nucleotides. It is a transcript of the gene rho-5, whose product is annotated as rhomboid-5. The record is from RefSeq and is a predicted model, not a curated record. Gene Ontology annotation, molecular function: serine-type endopeptidase activity. Gene Ontology annotation, cellular component: endoplasmic reticulum membrane. Gene Ontology annotation, biological process: regulation of protein secretion; regulation of epidermal growth factor receptor signaling pathway. NCBI's taxonomy places the organism in Eukaryota, Metazoa, Arthropoda, Insecta, Hemiptera, Aphididae.